Molecule: messenger RNA, 972 nt
Organism: Aphis gossypii (cotton aphid)
Lineage: Eukaryota; Metazoa; Arthropoda; Insecta; Hemiptera; Aphididae
Product: piggyBac transposable element-derived protein 4-like
Exons: 2
Coding region: 1-972 (323 amino acids)
Source: RefSeq, a predicted model, not a curated record
AUGGACGAUAUUGCGCGUAUGUUACAAGAAUUAUCAGACGAAGAAGUAGGAGAUACAUUUGAAGAUUUUGAUAGUGACAGUGAUCUUAGUGACGAAAAUAUUGAUUACGAUAAUUUUGACAGUGAUUCGGAACAGAAUAUUUCGGAUGAAGAAGUAGAAGCAAUGUACACAGAUGAACUAUAUUAUACCGGAAAAGAUAAGGUUAGAAUCAAAAAAGGACACCAUGCGAAUGUUUUGGAACUAUGGGCCAACGAUGGGACAGGAAUCGAAAUUACUAGAGCGGUUAUGAGCUACAAACGGUUUUUAUUUAUAACACGUUGUUUACGAUUUGAUGACCGAUCAACUAGAGCUGUUAGGCGUAAAUUUGAUAAAUUGUCAGCUAUUCGUUCAUUUUUGGAUUCUUUUGUAAAUAAUUCUAGGGCUUCUUAUAAUAUGAGUGAAUUUACUACAAUAGACGAAAUGCUUCAUCCAUUCCGUGGUCGUUGUCAGUGGAUCCAAUAUAUACCAAGCAAACCAGCAAAAUAUGGUAUCAAAAUGUAUGCUUUAUGUGACGCAAAAUAUUUUUACACGUCAAAUUUGGAAGUUUAUUGUGGUAAACAGCCAGAAGGGCCGUAUGAUAAUUCAAACGCACCAAUGGAAAUUGUAAAAAGGUUGGUAACGGAUAUCGAAAAGUCCAAUAGGAAUCUUACCACUGAUAAUUACUAUACAAGCAUUCCUUUAGCCGAGUAUUUGAUGCAAAAACAAAUAACUCUUGUUGGUACACUGAAAAAAAACAAGAGAGAGAUUCCUCCUGAGUUUCUUCCCCAUAAGAACAAAGCUGUUUCUUCCAGUAUAUUUGGUUUCCAAAAAGAUAAAAUGCUCACUUCUUACGUUCCUCGUAAAAAUAAAACUGUUAUAUUACUUUCUACGAUGCAUGAAAAGGGAAGAAGCUUGAUAAUUUUACUAAAAGCCAGAAAUAAUCAUGGAUUAUAA